Molecule: messenger RNA, 1360 nt
Organism: Asterias rubens (European starfish)
Lineage: Eukaryota; Metazoa; Echinodermata; Asteroidea; Forcipulatida; Asteriidae
Product: ubiquitin carboxyl-terminal hydrolase 37-like
Exons: 9
Coding region: 81-593 (170 amino acids)
Biological process (GO): protein deubiquitination
Molecular function (GO): cysteine-type deubiquitinase activity
Source: RefSeq, a predicted model, not a curated record
GGCAGAAGAGCAUCCCCACAGCAGUCAAGACGUCUCAGAUCAGUCUACAAGGAUUCUCAAAUCUUGGUAAUACGUGUUACAUGAACGCCAUUCUCCAGUCGCUAUUCUGUCUGGAAUGCUUCACUGCAGACAUGCAGAAUCAAGACAUCAUUCCACUCAUGCAGAAAUCAAGUCUCUACUGGGCCUUGGCUCAAUUGCUAUGCGCCAAGCAGAGCAAUCACUCAGCGGAGAGCAUUGGGGUGUAUCUACGUAAAGUGAAGCAAGCUAUCUCCACAACGGCAGCUCGAUUCUCUGGAUUUAUGCAACACGAUGCGCAAGAGUUCCUCUGUCAGUGCCUGGAUCAACUCAAAGACGACACCGAAAGGGCCAACAAGAGGGCGCUAAACUCCCCCUUGGACGAGACCCCAGGGACGGAUGAUGAUAAAAUUAAACUGAGGUUUCGCUAUCCGCACGACUGCCCGAUUGUCAAGAACUUUGAAUUUGAAGUCAUGCACUCUACGAUCUCUCGCUGGACAUGCCCAGAAGGAGUCAUUCUAACCCGAUCGGGUCGAUCCAGACGGCGCUGGAGCAGUUCUUCAGAGAGGAGGGUAUAGAGUAUGCCUGCGGAGAAUGUGACUGCAAGCAGGCUAUAGUCACGCAUAAGUUCACUAAGCUACCAAGGGUAAUUAUCAUUCAUCUUAAGCGCUACAAAUUUGACGCCUGACGCCUUCCAGUACUCCAAGCUCCGUCGCCGCAUCCUCAUACCCAGGUACUUGUCCGUCCACUACCACUGCACCAAGGAAACCCAGAGUCCAACCUCUCUCCCAAAGUCAUUAGUCAACGGGACGUCAUCUCCAAGGCCACAACAACUCAAUGCCGAGAGAACUCAAAGGUUGUCCCUCACAGCCCCGUCGACGAGGGAAUCUAAUUGGUCUGCAAGGAGCGAGUCGUUUAAGCCCUCGCGCUUCAGUUUUGCGCCCUCAAGGAAGAGGCUGAACUAUGACGACAACAGUAAACAACCAAGGCAAACCAUUCUCCUGGAAAGUAACACAGACUCAGACGGUGACGAGAACAAAAAAGUCUUAGAGAUGAGUAAAAAAGAGUCGGAGAGAAAAAAGCGAGAAGCAGAUGAGAGGUUGCGGCUUGAGGAAGAAGAAUUGAAAAAGGAAUCCUUGAGAAGAUGACACUCUGAGAUGUGCAGGAAGAUGUGUGGGGAGGCAGCCCACCUGCAAGGCCUCCCCUGAAAUGGCUGCUGAAGAGACACGUACUACAUAAAGUGCCAUAGAAGCUUUACUGUAGUGAAAUAUUUGCCAUCAUCCUGCAAUACACACAUGGUCUAAAAGAGAAAUGACAAGACAAGCACAUAAGAAAAUGAGAUGAU